AUGAGCGUGCUAUGGGUCAAAUAUGUCAAGAAAGCGCGUGUUAAGAAUCAUAAAAUGACUGAAAUUGUCAGGGGAUCUUCAUGGAACGUAGCUGGAUGUUUAGACGGUUGCGGCGUAUAUGCAUUCGACAUGGUUGAACUAGAUAGCUUCCGACAAUAUUAG
Molecule: messenger RNA, 162 nt
Organism: Sclerotinia sclerotiorum 1980 UF-70
Lineage: Eukaryota; Fungi; Ascomycota; Leotiomycetes; Helotiales; Sclerotiniaceae
Exons: 1
Coding region: 1-162 (53 amino acids)
Source: RefSeq, a predicted model, not a curated record